GCCUGAACGGAACGUGGGAAUGUGAAAGUGAAAUCGACUUCGCGGCCAGCCGAAAGCGAGUCGUCUUCUCCCGCGGACACCAUGGCCAAAUCCUGCACCUCCAACUUCCGUGUCGGCAAAGAGACGCGCGAGAAGAUGGCUCUUUUCAGAGAAUCGCUUUUGAAAGAGGGUGAAGAAUUCCUUUGCACAUUUUUACCUUCCAAAAUAUUUCAGUUGGAUAAGUUUCUUAAGGAAAAUUCACUAAAUGUGCAAGAUUUGACCACUCUUAAAGCUCCUUUGGAGAUCCCUAUUCCAGACCCCCCACCCAAAGAAGACGAGAUGGAUACAGAAAAAGAGGAGAAGGAAGCUCCAAAAUGUGGUUAUCUUAAAGGAAACGAAGUUCUCAUUUCACUUCUGGAUCGCGUGAAACCUGAAGUUCGCGAGUUUAAAGAAAAAUGCAUUUUGGUCACGACCUGGAUCCAGUUCAUGAUCCCCAAAAUUGAGGAUGGCAACGACUUCGGGGUGGCGGUUCAGGAGAAAGUGCUGGAACGUAUCACGGCGUUGAAGACCAAGGCUGAAGCUUUCCAAACCACCAUGGCUAAAUAUUUUCUGGAGCGUGGAGAUGCGGUCGCCAAGGCCUCCAAAGACACUCACGUGAUGGAUUACCGGUGUUUGGUUCACGAACGCGACGAAGCCAUUUACCGAGAAAUGCAGAUCAUGUUGCUUGAUAUUCGUGGAUUUUAUGCUGAGCUGUACCACAUCCUAAGCAAAAACCUGGAGAAAUUGACCAAUCCAAAGGGCGAAGAGAAGCCGUCCAUGUACUAACAGGGGAAAAAACACAUCGAAGGGCAAAGAGGCGAGGGAUUUUACGUAGGCUCUGAUAGCACAAUUGGCCAGAAUCCCUGACUCUACCGUUCCUCAUUGCAACUUUUUCUGCCUUUUUUUCUGGAGGGUGUCGGGCGAACAUAAAAACACAAAGCGAUCCGGGAUGUUUAGAACCCAGAAGGAGGGAGAUGCCUGGGGAAGAAGCAGAGAGGGUUACCAAAUAAAAUGUUUCGAUCAGUUUG
Messenger RNA from Thamnophis elegans (Western terrestrial garter snake), 1046 nucleotides. It is a transcript of the gene PSME2, whose product is annotated as proteasome activator subunit 2. The record is from RefSeq and is a predicted model, not a curated record. Gene Ontology annotation, biological process: regulation of G1/S transition of mitotic cell cycle; positive regulation of endopeptidase activity; regulation of proteasomal protein catabolic process. Gene Ontology annotation, cellular component: cytoplasm; nucleoplasm; proteasome activator complex. The transcript has 11 exons. Gene Ontology annotation, molecular function: endopeptidase activator activity. Lineage: Eukaryota; Metazoa; Chordata; Lepidosauria; Squamata; Natricidae. The coding region runs from base 82 to 804 and encodes 240 amino acids.